AGUUGAGAUCCAUGGCAAAGCAUUUCAGAAUGUCGAUUCUCCCCCCCAGUCCCCAUCCCUCCACUGAGCCUUCCUUCUCUUUUCCUCUCACCUUCUCCCCCCCAGCCCAUCACACCUUGCCUUUGUUCUAUUUUUGCAGGUCAUUUAUCUCCAGGCUUUGAGAUCUGCGUGGGGGGAGCUGUUGCAGCAGCCCAAGCCGCAGGAGAAGCUGAGACAGAAUGGCCUGGCUGGGGCUGGUACUGGCUGCUUGCCUCCUCGUGCUGCCCUCCACCUCAGCAGACUGCCUGGCCCAGUGCUCCCUGUGUGCUGUGAAGACCCAGGAUGGACCCAAACCCAUCAACCCCCUGAUUUGCUCCUUGGAAUGCCAGACCACCCUGCUGCCCUCUAAGGAAUGGGAGAGAUGCCAGGGAUUUCUGUCUUUUUUCACUCCCCCCAACAUUGGGCUCAAUGGCAAGGAAGACGUGGGGAGCAAGCUGGCUCUGGAAGGGCCCUACAGUGAGCUGGAAAAGCUGUCUGGGUCCUUCCUGAAGGAGCUGGAGAGAAGCAAAUUCCUCCCCAGUAACCCAAUAAAGGAGAAUCCUCUGAGCAAGAGUCUGGAGGAGACUCUCAGGGUCUUCUCUAGCAGGUUUGGGGCAGGACCUGAACCUGAGCUGGUGGGUGAUGCCCAGUUGAAUGAUGGAGCCAUGGAAGCUGGCACACUCAAUUUUGAUGAGGAGGACCCCAAGGAGCAGGUCAAACGCUAUGGGGGCUUUUUGCGCAAAUACCCCAAGAGGAGCUCAGAGGUGGCUGGGGAGGAGGAGGGGGAUGGGGAGAGGGCAGGCCACGAGGAUCUGUACAAGCGCUAUGGGGGCUUCCUGCGGCGCAUCCGUCCCAAGCUCAAGUGGGACAACCAGAAGCGCUAUGGUGGUUUCCUCCGGCGCCAGUUCAAGGUGGUGACUCGGUCUCAGGAAGCCCCCAGUGCUUACUCUGGAGAGCUUUUUGAUGCAUAAAUACCUCCCCAUUGUGGAUUAAGU
Messenger RNA from Otolemur garnettii (small-eared galago), 1013 nucleotides. RefSeq names its product prodynorphin (gene PDYN). The record is from RefSeq and is a predicted model, not a curated record. Bases 219 to 989 code for a protein of 256 amino acids. The transcript is spliced from 3 exons. Gene Ontology annotation, biological process: neuropeptide signaling pathway; sensory perception; chemical synaptic transmission. Lineage: Eukaryota; Metazoa; Chordata; Mammalia; Primates; Galagidae. Gene Ontology annotation, molecular function: opioid receptor binding. Gene Ontology annotation, cellular component: axon terminus; plasma membrane; neuronal cell body.